AUGACAAAGAAGGAGCUCAAGGCGAUGAGCGAGGAGGAGUUUGAGGACCUAGAGGAGGACAUUCGCCUUGAGUGCAAGCGGUUUGGCACCGUGAAAUCGCUGCACAUUGUUCGACCGAAGGAUGUCACCAAUCCCGAUGAUAGCGGCAGUGACAGCGAUGAGGAGGAGGAGAAAGCAGAGGCAGUGGAGGCUGCUGCGGAGAAGGUGGAAGGAGCAGCAGAGGGAGGUGCAGCAGCAGAAGGGGAGGAUGAUGAUGUGAAGGAGGUGGUUAAUGAUGAGGAGGGCGGAGAGGAGGGAGGAGCGAAGGAGGGGGGAGAGAAGGAGGGAGCAGAAAAGGAGGGAGGGGAUGAGGAGAUGAAAGAAACAGAGGAGGAGGCUGAGGGCAAGGGUGAAGGGAAGGCAGAGGAGGAGGGUGGGGAGGGCGCAGAUGCGGCAGGAGAGCCUGUGGUUGAGGAGGUUGAGGUGGCUCGAGCCGCGGAGGAGGGUGGGAAAGGCGCAGCAGGAGAGCCUGUGGUCGAAGUAGCUCGAGCAGAGGAGGAAGGUAGUGACUCGGAUAGUGAUGUGGUGGAGGUAGUGCCAGAGACACGAGGGGAGGUAGAGAAGGGAGAGAAGGAAGAGGAGGAGAAGGGGGAGGAAGAGGUGGAGGAGGUGCAGGGCGGUGUGUGUGCGUCUGACAAGAGUGGUGAGGGGGAAGGUCAGGCGUUGGAUGGGUUGGCAGAUAUUGCUGCUGCUGCCGCUGCUGAGACGGCAGGGGUCAAGGAGGAGGGAGGUGCUGAGGCAAAAGAAUCUGAGGGUGGGGGAGGGUUUGCCCUUGAUCUGAAUGUGACUGUAGAGGGGGAGGAGGACGGUGGGAAGGGUGGAGGUGGGGAGGGAGGGGCGAAGGAGGAGGCGGAAGGGGGGAAGGAAGAGGCGGAAGGGGCUAAGGAGGAGGUGUAUGAGACGGCCUCAGAGGAUGAAGGGGAGAAGGGAGAGGGAGGGGCGGAGGCUAAGGCGGAGGAGGGUGCAGAGGCGAAGGAGGGUGAAGGGAAGGAAGGGAGUGGGAAGGAGGGAGAGGGUGAGGGGAAGGAGGGAGCUACAGGAAAGGUGGAUGGCGAGGGAGAGGCGGCAGGAAACACAGAGGCAGCGGAGGGCAAGCAGCAGGAGGUGGAAGUGGAGGAGGGUAAAGGGGAGGAGGAGAAGGUGGAAGGGAAGCAGGAGGCGGUCACAGUGGAGGGCAAGCAGGGCACAGCAGAAGAAGCAGCAGCGGUUGUAGCAGAGGGAGCAGCAGAAGAGGGCAAGGAGGGCAGGGAGGGCAAGGGAAGAGUCACCUUCCCCGCGCCCUUCCGCCCCGCAAUCCUCGUCCCCCCAGGCACAGAUGUACCUCCCCCAGGUGUCGCCACCCCAGCUGCUACUCUUGCUGCGCCAGGUUCUAUCCGCUUCCCUGCCCCAUUUGCCCCUGGUGCUCCGCCCCCUGCCGCUGGCAAGGGGUUGCUAGGGCACCAGCCAGGACAGGUGGGAAAGCCUGGAGAAGCAGGUAAGCCAGGGCAACCGGGGGCUAUUGUGCUGGCUGGGUCUAAAGGGAUGGGGGAUUUGGUGGAUGCAGCACGGAGGGGAGAGAGGGAGGUGGAGAAGUGGAGGGUUGGGCGGGCGUAUGUGGAGUUUUCGCGAGAGGAGAGUGCGAGUCGGGCGGCGCAUAUGUUGCAUGGCAGGGUGUAUGCGGGGAGGAAGGUGACAUGCUCGUUUGUGCCGCUGAGGGUGUAUCAGAAGAAGUUUAACAAGGGGUUGAAGCCGCGCACGCACGAGGAGAAACAGGAGGCUGCGUUGGCUGUGCAGGCGCAUUUGACGUCCCACUUGCCUGAUGACUUUUAG
Closterium sp. Naga37s-1 is the source of this 1848-nucleotide messenger RNA. The record is from the annotation of a GenBank genome assembly. Lineage: Eukaryota; Viridiplantae; Streptophyta; Zygnematophyceae; Desmidiales; Closteriaceae.